AUGGGUAAAAAUACAUCCUUUGUAAAUGCAAAGCCAGUACCAUUUUUGAUUUUGCUGGUAGCAGUAGAAAAAGAAAAGUUGAGUGAUGAUGUUGCCAAGCACAGUGCUAGUGAUGAUAGUGAAGAGAGCGAAGAUAGUGAAAGAAACAAUGAUGAUGGGGAUAAUGAUCCCUUGUCCAUGCCAUCUCUUUCAAGGUUCAUUUCUGUGAAGCGCGGUGUUGGAUAUUGUGCCUAUAUUAGAGAGAAAAGACUGAAGAAAAAUGAACAAGAUGAGCGACAGCACGAGCAAGUGAAUGUGGACCUUCGUGAAUCAAAGAGCAAUGAAGAAGGAGAAAAAAAGAGCAAAAUGGAUGAGUUGGCCUCUGUUAUGGAGGGAGAGAAAAAACAAGAAGAAAAGAAGGAUGAAGAAGAAGAAGAAGAAAGUCCAAAAGAAGCAGCUGUAGAAGCAGAAGAAGAAGCUGAAAAAGAAACAACAGUAGAUGUUGAGAAAAAAAGAGAAGAAGGUGAAGAAGCACCAGCCGAAGAAAGUCCAAAAGAAACAGUUGUAGAAGCAGAAGAAGAAGCUGAAAAAGAAGCAACAAUAGAUGUUGAGAAAAAAGGAGAAGAAGGUGAAAAAACACCAGUCGAAGAAACACCAGCUACUGUAGCUGCUGAAAUAAAAGGAGAAGAAGGCGAGCAUGAAGAAGCAGCUGCAGCUGCUAAGAAAAAAAGAGCUGAAGCUGAACAAAAAGAUGUGGUCAUGGAUAUCGUAGGUUAA
Capsicum annuum is the source of this 756-nucleotide messenger RNA. Its product is annotated as cilia- and flagella-associated protein 251-like. The transcript has 4 exons. Bases 1 to 756 code for a protein of 251 amino acids. The record is from RefSeq and is a predicted model, not a curated record. NCBI's taxonomy places the organism in Eukaryota, Viridiplantae, Streptophyta, Magnoliopsida, Solanales, Solanaceae.